Messenger RNA from Fusarium redolens, 924 nucleotides. RefSeq lists its product as uncharacterized. Lineage: Eukaryota; Fungi; Ascomycota; Sordariomycetes; Hypocreales; Nectriaceae. The record is from RefSeq and is a predicted model, not a curated record. The transcript is spliced from 2 exons. The coding region runs from base 37 to 531 and encodes 164 amino acids.
CAUGAAACCAUCCGGCUAGUGAGCCAGGUCCAAGCCAUGGAGGACAAUGUUGACAAUCGUGAGUUAGACUCACCAACCCAAGACGAGCAGUUCCAUCGUGGCCAUCCUGCCGCCUUGUCAGACAACAUUCAACACCUCCUACCACAGAUCUCUACUGUUCACGAUUCCUCCAUUAGCAGCCAUACUCCUCUACGAAUUUGUUCCCCCACAGCCGCGCCAUGGGACGCUCCGGUGGCGCAUUCUCCGAGAGAUGAAAGACGAACGAGUGAUGCGUCCGAGGCCGAUAUUAUUUAUACAAGCGGGAGAGAACCAUUAACAGAAGUACUGUCCGAGGCUGUAGCUACUGCUGUGACAGGUCUUGCGGAUGCGGGCGGAGAUGUGCGAGCACUAGCGGGCCGUCUACGAAGAGAUCCAGCCUUGUCGGAAUGUGAACUCACUCGACGCCGCGUUCGAGCCUAUCAUGCCCGUCAACAUCCGUCAAGGAUGCCACAGACUGCGCAGUCCCGGAAUGAUGAUAUUUCGUCAAAUUAGGUCAAUUCAGAAAACCUGUGUUCCGAUCAGGGUGAUCAGCAUUUUGUAUACGAUGAUCCGAAUAUGCCUGUUGAUUCCCAUCAGGGUGGUGACGCGCAACAUGCGGCAAGGUAUUGGAACCAAAUUAGUCCCAGCUCUCUGGUUUCUUCUGCAACCUCGGACUUAGGUCUCGAUCCGUUAAAUACUGACCAUUUCUACCCCAUCUACGGCGAUGAUUCCCGCUCACUUUCGCCUGAUCGCUCGAUAAGGGAGUGCCCAACGUCCCCAAUCGGUGUCGCCGACCGAGUACCGGAAGAUCUUCCUUACCUCAGUCGCUUUAUUGAAGGCUCUUCGAGCUCAGGAGACACGGAGUAGUCUUAAAUUUCUUAAAUCGCAAAUCACAACAUACAAUCG